GCAGACACAGGUUCACUCGAAGCCCUGCCCUGCCCUGCCGACAGACACGCGUGUCCCACACGGUCUGUCCGUCUCAGCGCCGUCCGCUUGUCUGCGCCGUCUUUGACGUACGCGGUGCGUCUCUGGUUUGGUUUCGAGUCCACCAUGACGAGUCAGUCCCAGGGGAUUCAACAACUCCUGCAGGCUGAGAAGCGAGCUUCUGAAAAGGUGUCAGAGGCGAGAAAACGCAAGACACGCCGUCUAAAACAAGCCAAGGAGGAGGCACAGGCAGAGAUCGAUCAGUACCGGCUCCAGCGCGAGAACGAAUUCCGCAAGAAACAGGACUCCAUAAUGGGCUCGCAGGGUAACAUGUCGACCAAGAUCGAUGAGGAGACGCGGACCCGCAUCCAAACCGUACGCGGGAACUACCAGACCAACCGGGAGAUGGUUCUAAAGCAGCUGCUCGCCAUCAUCAGCGACAUCAAGCCCGAGAUACACCAGAAUUAUCACAGCUGAACAGUGGCGUGCGACUCACGGGGCAAGAUGGAACCGUGUAGAAUCGUUGCAGGAAAUUCAGCUCGACCAUCGCACGCAGCGUGUAAACACCAACCCAGCUAAUAGUGUCAAAGCAGAUAACCUAUUUAAGUAUAGCUUGCUAAAAUUAAAACUAGGUUAUAUUUCCUCUCCAAAUAACUUGAUAACACUUAUCAUUAAGAGAUAUGCACAUACACCUUUACCAUAAGAACCUGGUUGUGUAAUUUAUAUUUAAUUUAAAAUUACUGGUGUUGGAUAAAUACAGGUGAUGAUUUGUGUGAAUUAUUGUAUAAAUGCGUGUGGUGGUUGAUAAAGCGUCGUCAUUAAACGAAUGUCCACGUAUUCCAAA
Molecule: messenger RNA, 862 nt
Organism: Petromyzon marinus (sea lamprey)
Lineage: Eukaryota; Metazoa; Chordata; Hyperoartia; Petromyzontiformes; Petromyzontidae
Product: V-type proton ATPase subunit G 2-like
Biological process (GO): synaptic vesicle lumen acidification
Cellular component (GO): vacuolar proton-transporting V-type ATPase, V1 domain; synaptic vesicle membrane; vacuolar proton-transporting V-type ATPase complex
Molecular function (GO): ATP hydrolysis activity; proton-transporting ATPase activity, rotational mechanism
Source: RefSeq, a predicted model, not a curated record